Salvelinus namaycush (lake trout) is the source of this 1076-nucleotide messenger RNA. RefSeq lists its product as uncharacterized. The transcript has 3 exons. Lineage: Eukaryota; Metazoa; Chordata; Actinopteri; Salmoniformes; Salmonidae. The annotation marks the transcript as partial. The record is from RefSeq and is a predicted model, not a curated record.
AUGAAGAGUGACUGGUCUAUGGAACCUCCUAUAUACUUUAGAGAGGGAGACUUUUCUACUGAACAAAGUGGAUGGUCUACUCUGCCAGAGGAUCAGUCCAGGUGUGCAGUGUGUCAGCAGGUUCUGAGGGAUCCAGUCUCUAUCACCUGUGGACACAGGUUCUGCAGACAGUGCAUCACCAGAUACUGGGAGAAACCUGCUCCUUCAGGAGACUAUGACUGUCCUCAGUGUAGAAAGAGAUCCAGGACAUGUCCUCUACUACAGCACCUGAGUGAACCCAAUGAUGCAAGAGGCUCUGUAAACCAUAAAGACAGCCUGCAGAGAGCCAUAGUAAAUCAUAAAGACAGCCUGCAGAGAGCUGUAGUAAACCACAAAGACAGUCUGCAGAGAGCUAUAGUAAACCAUAAAGACAGUCUGCAGAGAGCUGUAGUAAACCAUAAAGACAGCCUGAGAAGGAGGUAUGAAUGUGUGAUAGAAGGCAUCGAAACAGCAGGGAACCAAACUCCCCUCAACAGGAUUUACACAGAGCUCUACAUCACAGAAGGAGAGAGUGAAGGGGUUAACAAUGAACAUGAGGUGUGGCAGCUAGAGACAGCAUCCAGGACACCAACCUCCCAUGGCACAGCAAUCCACUGCAAUGACAUCUUUAAACCCUUACCUGGCCAAGAGAGAAGCAUCAGAACUGUGCUGACGAAGGGCAUCGCUGGCAUCGGAAAAACUGUCUCUGUGCAGAAGUUCAUCCUAGACUGGGCUGAAGGGAAGGCAAACCAAGAUGUGGACAUCAUAUUUGUGCUUCCUUUCCGGGAGCUGAACCUGAUCAAAGAUCUCCAGUACAGUCUUCUCAGACUUUUAAAUGACUUCCACACAGAACUAGACAUAGACAAUGCAGAGAAACUCACUGCCUGUAAUGCCAUGUUCAUCUUUGAUGUCCUUGAACACAUGUUGAGUACAGACAAGAGGAGAGAUAUGCCCACGACUCUGACUGAGAUGUCCAUGCACUUCCUGCUCAUUCAGACCAGCCUGAAGAACCAGAAGUAUCAUGGAAGAGAUGAGAUGGAUCAAGAGGAGCUCAUGGA